CAAAAAAUUUCCCAAUGAUCUAGUGCCAAGUCAUCGCAAAAAUUUUUAUUUUAUAAACGUUUUCGUUUAAGAUUUCUAACAGAUGCGGCGUGCUGCAGGUAAAUCUUUUGAACUUAGUUAUAAAAAGGAUACUUGAUUUAUUUAUAUACAUGGGGGUGAUGGGGCAACUUUUAAAAAGGUUUGAAGAUCAGAUCAAUAGACCCCUUGCCGUGGUUUAUAUACGUUUUCCUGGACAAAAAGUUCUGAUAACACCUAAUCGUACCGUUAAGAUGGAGAAUAUAUUCUAUUUUGUAAUCAGAUUUCUGCCAAUCAGCAAAAUGUAAACAGGCAAGGGGUCUAUUGUGGUAUACAAUAGUUGCCAGAAGCCAUAUUUACCCCCUGAAGAUUUUCUGUAAUAGGUUUCUCUGAGGUUGGCAACCUCAGGGUGACGUCAUGCUGACCCUAAUCCACAACGAAUGCCUGUGAGGUGGCCAACCCCGAUUAGAAGCCCCCGCAGAUCAUAGUGUUAUAAAUUGGACCCCUGGACUUUUCUACAUGCCCAACUACAUGAUACAACAAGUUGUAUAUGAUUGUUGUCCUAGCAUAUGUACUUAAAUAAAUGUGUGUAAAGAUGUCAUGUUUCAAAUUUCACCUUAAACUGAUGAACAGGAAUAGUGGCAUCAGCAGUCGUUUUCAUACGCCAGAAUAACAAUUGUAUACAACUAGUUGUAUCAUGUAAAUGGUUCUGAAAAGAUACACUUCGUAAUAUAUAUAUAUAUAUAUAUUGUAUAGUCUUGUGUUCACAAUAAAGCCCCGGGCCAUAUGAGUUACCUUUGACAAGUUCGACAAUAAUCUCUUUAACAUCAUCCAGCAUGCAGAUACUAAAAUAAGCAGUCAAAACGUCUAUUUGGGGUUUGAAUAAUGUUUUUGUGAAGCCGCAGGACCACCAAGUUAAAAACAUAGAUAUUCGUCUUUUUAAUGCCAAGGUGCAGGCCAGGACACCGGGUAUGGAGCUCCCCAGCAGAAACACAUGCUUGAAGAGGAGAACGACAGGAUGGUUGACGAUUUGUCAAACAAAGUACAAGCUUUAAAAUCUGUAAGUUCAAGAAUACAUGCGUCCAGAAAGAAUGCCACCUUGGCUAUAGAGCCUUGCUUUUGUGAUAGAGAUGUGUACUUUAACUGAUGUCACAUUCACAAAAUCAAGGCUGUAUAGCAAAGGUGACAUACUCUCCAAAAGUUGUCAUGAAAGUUACCAUUUACCUACCCUUUAUAUUUCUGGCUUGCAUUUUUCCCAACAGAUUUCUGACCUAUAUUUACCUGACAUUUUUCUCUCGUAAGUUAACCAUAGAUAUUGGUAAUGAAGUCAGGACACAAAAUAAGAUGCUGAAAGGAAUGGUAAGUCAGCCUUAGUUAGAAAUUUGUUCAAAUUGAUAAUUUGCAUCUGACAAUAUUAAAACUGUUGCAGAUGAAAGCAUUUUUUUUUUAUUCUUGUAUGAAACUUUCAACAGUUGUUACAUUAGCAUUUAGCUCUUCAACUUGUUGUCUUGUUAUACACGAUUGACUAGUCAGAACAGAAUUCGAACCUAGCUGUCAAAUGUGCUGAUGAAAUGAGUGAGCACAGGUUCUGUUUUUAUCUUCGAUUGUUCAUCGCUUAAUCUCAAAACUCAAAUUUAUUUUCGUAGGAUGAUGAUUUCGACAAGUCAGGAACAUUUCUUAGUGCAACAAUGGGUCGAUUGACAGCAUUAACAAAGAAAGGACAUCAUUGGGUCAUGUGUUACCUACUACUAUUCUGUCUAUUUGUAUUCUUUGCAGUGUAUUAUUUAAAAAGAUAGCAUAGAUAGUCAAUAAAAAUAUAUCAACUGUUGUUUAUUACUGAAAGAAUAUACAAUACAGUACAUUAAGAUUCUAAAUAUUUUCAUCACAUUUUAAUUUCGGCUAAAAACUCAUUGUAAAUACCAUUCUGUUAAUAUGAAUAUAAAUUAUGAGACAAUGAAAUGUAUUUUCUACAAAUAUUACAGUAGAUUAAAUUGUUUGGUAUUUAAAUUUUCAUGUUUUGAAAAUUCAUUUUAGCCCAAUGAGGUUGAGGGCUUUACUAAUUAUUACAGUAUAAAUGUCCAAAUCAAUUAAAUUUGUAUUGGAAUUGAAAUGUACUGGUUUAAUAUAAAGAGAACAGAUUUUAUCAAAAAGGACAAAAAGUUUCCUGCAUUAUAUUGUAGUAAUUAAACAACUCUAAUUUUUUCCCCAUUUUUGUAAAUACUGUAUUUGGACGAAAUGAAAUACAAAAUUUUAAAAUGGCA
Messenger RNA from Paramuricea clavata, 2276 nucleotides. Lineage: Eukaryota; Metazoa; Cnidaria; Anthozoa; Malacalcyonacea; Plexauridae. The record is from the annotation of a GenBank genome assembly.